AAACAAACUUUAUCAUCUAUAUCUAUAAGUGCGAUUAAUACCUAAUUGGUAUUAAUACCUAAUUCUAUUUCCUACAGAUAUCCUAAAAGUGGACAUAGCUUAGCAUUUUAUUUUAUUCAUCAACCCAACGAUCUUUGAAAAUUAUUGUCUCAAAAGAAGCAUUGUUUAAAAAUAUUAUACCGAUGCUCAAGAAUUGUUUCGCCGUUUACGUGAAAAAUUCACAUUAAUUACGGAAAUAAUGCGUCUACACUUGUUACAGUAUAAACUGAUUAGUAGUGAUAAAAAUCUGGUUACAUUAUCAAUAAAAGGAAAAUUAUAAAAGAUAUCGCACAAAUUAGUUAGCGGUCAUUUUCGAAUAAUUCCUAUAGAAAUGGCCAAAUUCUUGUAUUUGUUUGCUCUUGCAGCGGCUAUUGCUCAAGCUUCGGCCGUAACAGAGAUCACCAUACCAGACAUAUCCUUUAAUUUUUUAACAAAUGACCUCAUCGGAAAAUCCUUGUCCAUCCCCAAGUCCUUCUUGGACACUUUGGUAUCGUGCCAUGUCAUAUUCCCUAACCGUGUAAUGUACGAAGCUUUCCCUAACAACAAUUUGCCUGCCGGUAAUAUAUUCUUCCUGGAAGCAGUUCAACCCUUCACCAGCUGUGCGAUUGGUUUCCGUGGAGCUGCUGUAUCUUUGAGCGGAACCUAUGAGCUCAGGUCAUUGGUCACACAUGUGGCUGAUAACAGCCGGUCGCUCACGAGGCAGAGAUUCCAUUUGACUCUCCAGGAGAUUAAGCCUAGGAAUUCUCAGAUCGUCGAAGAAUCUGAAAAGGCCUAAGCUAAUGGAAUUUUUUUAAUAAGGUGCCUCCUUUUAUCCUGUGAGAAAUAUUGUUCAUAAUGUGAAUUAAUGAAAGUGCUUAAUGAUUAAUAUUGAAUAAUAUUGAACGUGAAAAAUAA
This is a messenger RNA of Bombyx mori (domestic silkworm), 933 nucleotides long. RefSeq lists its product as uncharacterized. The transcript has 2 exons. Lineage: Eukaryota; Metazoa; Arthropoda; Insecta; Lepidoptera; Bombycidae. Bases 371 to 814 code for a protein of 147 amino acids. The record is from RefSeq and is a predicted model, not a curated record.